AUGGCCGGCGGUGCAAGUGGUGCGCCCGCCAUGAAUGGCACGAACAGCGACAACAAGAUCGUUGAGCUCGCGAUUGAUUUGCCGCGCAGCCCCGGAAUGCGGGUAAACAUCCACUUGACGGUACUGGCAGCCUCGAUCGUGCUCUUCUUGACCACUACGAGCGCUGAGCUGGGUUCUGCUCCAUCAGCAAUGGGCAGCUUUGUCUAUGCAAUGCCUGAUCGAUACAAUCCUGCUCAACCGAUGAGCACCACGCUCUAUAGUGCUCCCGCGUCUUUGGAUUUCACCGUGCGCAUGGCAAAAGUGCUUGUUCGCAAGCUGAACAGGCCUUGCUACGUAGGCAACAGUGUCAAUCUAUCUGGAGCAGCUGGAGGAGGUUCAGUGGAAGAGGAAAUGGAGGCUUUUCGCUACACAGUCGACACUGUGGUGAAUCAGGUCUCUGCCCAACACUCAUGGCAGUAUUCGUGCAAUCAGGUCAUCGGAAACGGUAGGACAGUAUGA
Messenger RNA from Pseudocercospora fijiensis CIRAD86, 498 nucleotides. RefSeq lists its product as uncharacterized. The transcript has 2 exons. Lineage: Eukaryota; Fungi; Ascomycota; Dothideomycetes; Mycosphaerellales; Mycosphaerellaceae. The coding region runs from base 1 to 498 and encodes 165 amino acids. The record is from RefSeq and is a predicted model, not a curated record. Gene Ontology annotation, biological process: proteasome assembly.